Molecule: messenger RNA, 6678 nt
Organism: Candoia aspera
Lineage: Eukaryota; Metazoa; Chordata; Lepidosauria; Squamata; Candoiidae
Gene: NCOA1
Product: nuclear receptor coactivator 1
Exons: 24
Coding region: 822-5342 (1506 amino acids)
Biological process (GO): positive regulation of transcription by RNA polymerase II; cellular response to hormone stimulus
Cellular component (GO): nucleus
Molecular function (GO): protein dimerization activity; nuclear receptor binding
Source: RefSeq, a predicted model, not a curated record
GGCGCUGGGUCCCGCCUCCCGCUCCUCCCCGUCCCCACCCGAGCCAGCCAGCCAGAGCCGAGGAGGAGCAGCCGGAGGAGCCACCGGAGAGGGACAGUUGCAGCCAGGGGGCCCCGGGUGCCCAGGAACCCACAGCGGGAGCCGGGGCCCCAGCAGCAGCGUCCGCGCCAGCGCCACCGGCCCCGCAGGAGCUGGGCUCAGACGCCUCGGUCAACCGCUCCUCCUCCUCCUCCUCCUUCUCACGCCGCCCCCAGCGGCCUUGGCCCGGCCUGAGGGAGACGGCAGAGAGGCAGGCAGGCCGGCCGGCGGUGGUCGGGGGCGAAGGCGGCUGUCAACGCGCCCGCCCGCCCCACGGAGGCGACAGCAGGAGAGCCACCGGGGCAGCUGUCAGGGGGAAGAAGGGCCAAAGCCUGCAUAGAAGUAAUUUAUUGCAGGAAAUUAAGCCAAGACUAACUGCAGUGAUUGGUCUUCAAAAAUUAAAAUCUUUGAUAGCUGAUUCAACUAGAAUGCCAGCAGAAUUUACUUGAUGCUGUUCCCGCCCAGAGGAGGACAGUUUACUGACAGCUGCCCGUUGAAGAUCAGUGCAUGCGUUUGCUGAAAUUCUAAGAUUGCUUUGUACAAUUUAUAUGAUUUACUGAAGAAUCUCAUUUUUUUUUUUUGUUUCUCCAUGAAUUAUCUAUCACCUCUGGGACAGUAGAGGAUGGUUUCCCUGCCUGAACGUCUGGACCUUAUCAUGGGGUUGGUGAUGGAGUUCCUGAGGCUGAUUGUUCUUGGAGACUUCAACUUGCCUGCCCUGGAAGAAGGGUGAGAACUGACUCAAUAUGAGUGGCCUUGGGAACAAUUCUACGGACCCGGGGAACCCAGAUUCUCAGAAGAGGAAGGGGUCACCAUGUGACACUCUGGUCCAGAGCAAUGAGAAACGACGCAGGGAGCAAGAGAACAAAUACUUAGAAGAGCUGGCAGAGCUGCUUUCAGCCAAUAUUGGAGAAAUUGACAGCCUGAGUGUUAAACCAGACAAAUGCAAGAUUCUAAAAAAAACAGUUGAUCAGAUUCAGCAGAUGAAAAGACUCGAACAAGAAAAAACAGCUGAUGAUGAUGUCCAGAAAUCUGAUAUCUCAUCCAGCAGCCAAGGAGUGAUUGAAAAGGAAUCCCUAGGGCCUCUUCUUCUUGAGGCACUGGAUGGCUUUUUCUUUGUUGUGAAUCGUGAAGGACGGAUUGUGUUUGUGUCUGAGAAUGUGACCAGCUACUUAGGCUAUAACCAAGAGGAGCUUAUGAACACCAGUGUCUACAGUAUCUUGCAUGUGGGAGAUCAUGCUGAAUUUGUCAAGAAUUUGCUGCCUAAGUCAUUAGUUAAUGGAGUCCCUUGGCCCCAAGAAUCUACCCGACGCAACAGCCAUACCUUCAACUGCAGAAUGCUGAUCCGUCCCCCAGAUGAGCCAGGUGCAGAGAACCAAGAGGCCCGCCAGCGCUACGAGGUUAUGCAGUGCUUCACGGUGUCUCAGCCAAAACUGAUCAAAGAGGAAGGUGAAGAUUUGCAGUCCUGCCUAAUAUGCAUUGCACGAAGAUUACCUCGAUCUACAGCCCCCACCACAUCAGAAUCUUUCAUGACCAAGCAAGAUACUACAGGUAAAAUCAUCUCCAUUGACACUAGUUCCCUGAGAGCAGCAGGCCGGACUGGCUGGGAGGAUUUAGUAAGAAAAUGCAUCUAUGCUUUCUUCCAGCCUCAGGGCAGGGAGCCAUCUUAUGCCAAGCAGCUAUUUCAGGAAGUGAUGACACGGGGCACAGCCUUCAGCCCAUCUUACCGGUUCACGCUUAGUGAUGGGACUGUACUGAGUGCUCAUACCAAGUGCAAGCUUUGCUGCCCUCAAAGUCCAGAAAUGCACCCUUUCAUCAUGGGCAUUCAUAUAAUUGAAAGAGAACACAGCACCCUGUCGUCUCAAGAGAACACUAACUCUGCAAUGCCUCUUCCCCAUGUCAGUCCCUCGCUGAACCCCAGCAUUUCUCCAGGACAGGGUGUACCCCUGCCAUCGCCUCUGCCUCCCUCCAAUGGUAGCAUGUUAACAGCGAACACAAGCCAUCCACCCGGAUCCAGCCUGCAUGGUAAUAGCAGUGCUGCUACCAGCCAAACCAAUUACGGAUGUUCACCGGGAAGCCAGAUGGGAGCUAAUGUUGCCUUAAGCCAGGGACAAGCUGGUCCUCAGAACAGUACCCAUGCUAUAAACAUCAGUAGCUCUCCAAUGAACAGCCCUGGGGUCACCCCGCCACAGUUUAUGUCUCCAAGACAUCGAGUAAGCCCUGGACUUGUGCAUCGGCCUAGAAUGCCAAGCAACCCAUUUUCUCCCACUAUGCCCUCCACACACUCCCCAGUGGGCAUUGUGGGCAGUUGUGGCAGCAGUGCUGUCAGCAACAGACCAUAUCCAGGCACCCCAUUAAACUCCAUGCAGGGAUUGACUGACGGGCCUAGCCCUCCAGUGGGCUAUUCCACACCGCCCCCUGUCCUGCGGCAGUUGAGCAACCAGAACUCCCCCAACAGGAUGAACAUACCACCCAUGAAAACAGAGUCAAAAGACAGCAAGGAGAUCUCCAUUCUGUGCAGCAUGACCCACUCUGACAACAGUUCCAGUGACAGCAAGCCCUUGGAUUCUAGCUUGCUGCAUGGCAGUGACAGACUCUCAGAGGGUGACAGCAAAUGUUUGCAGGCUACCAGCCACAAAUUAGUCCAGCUUCUGGCUUCCACAGCCCAGGAGCAGUUACGGCAUGUGGAUGCAGAUACCAGUUGCAAAGAGCCCUUGUCUUGUACGGGUGCAUCAGGGACCCCAGCUUCUGGGAACCCUGUGGGCAGUGCAUGCCCUUCAUCCCAUAGUUCCCUCACAGAGAGGCAUAAGAUCUUACAUCGGCUUCUCCAGGAGGGCAGCCCUUCUGAUAUUGCCACCCUGUCCAUGGAGCAUGACAAGAAAGAUGGUGUGCCUGGCGGUACAGCUAGUGCUGUCAACCCACAGAGCCAGGCUCCAGGAACCCCUGACAUCAGGCUGGAGGCAGAUGCUGUGAAAAAGAAGGAUUCAAAGGACCAUCAGCUCCUUCGCUAUCUGCUUGACCAGGAUGAUAAAGAACUAGUCUCUAACCCCUCCUUGAGCCUGGAGGAUGUGAAGGUGAAAGAAAAUACCGAGCAAUUGGAUCCUUGUAGUGCGGCUGCAGCCCCGCUGCCUAAGCCCUCCACUCAAGAGGAGGUGAAGCUACAGCCACAGGGACAGUUUGCAUCUGACCUUGAGCAGAUGCUGCCAUCGCUGGAAAAGUCGGCCCAGUUGCCACCAGGCUUGUGUGGGUCAGAGACAACUGAAAGUGGUGGCAUUACUAUCAAGUCAGAGAUCCUGAGCCCCUCUCUUCAGCCCAGUACUGCUGCAAGAACUCCUACUGGGAUGAGCUCUGUUAAUGGUGGGCAGGGAAUGCAGGCCGGCCGGUCCCCAUUUGAAUUCUGUGACCCGAUGGAGCCAGUCCAGCUACGGACAGCGCCUUUCCCUGCAACAAAUGGCAGCAGCCCUCAUCCUGGCCUGCCAUCAGAACAGGGCAGGGGGGCAGUACCUGGCCCAAGUCCCUUUCAACCGGAUACUGGAUUGCCUGAACUGGAAUUGGGAGUCACUGAUCAUCAAUUUGGGCAGCCAGCCAUGGGAGAACAGAUCUCAUGGGCAGACAACUCCAUGGCUUCCAUCAACAGAGGACCUAUGAGUAAACCAGAUGACCAGUGCAUCACUUCUCAGCUGGAUGAACUCUUAUGCCCUCCCACCACCCCAGAAGGAAGAAAUGACGAGAAAGCCCUUUUGGAACAGCUCGUGUCCUUCCUGAGUGGCAAAGAUGAGAAUGAGUUGGCAGAACUGGAUCGAGCUCUUGGCAUUGACAAACUGGUCCAGGGAGGUGGCCUAGAAGCAUUGACAGAGAGGUUCCAGCCACAACAAGUAACACCACCACCAACUCUUGUGAUGGAUCAGAAACCCGGCAUGUACCCGCAGCCUUAUCCCUCGGCUUCCCCUGCUGCCAACCUUCCUGGCCCUUUCCCAGGCAUGGUGAGGCAGAAACAGUCCUUUGGACCUAUGUCAGUCCAGGUCCCAUCACCUCGUGGGGCCUUCCCUGCCAUGGGGAUGCAGCCACGACAGGCACUCAACAGGCCUCCAACAGCACCCAACCAGUUGCGACUGCAGUUACAACAGCGUCUACAAGGGCAACAGCAGAUGAUACACCAAAAUCGGCAGGCUAUUCUAAACCAAUUUGCAGGGAAUCCUCCAGGUGGUAUCGGCAUAAGGGCAGGCAUGCAGCAGCAGAUCACACCUCAGCCCCCUCUGAAUGCACAGAUGUUGGCUCAGCGUCACCGUGAACUUUACAGCCAGCAGCAUCGACAGAGGCAACUAAUGCAGCAGAGAGCCAUGCUGAUGAGACAGCAGCAAAGCUUUGGGAACAACCUUCCUCCCUCAGCUGGGGUCCCUGUGCAGCUGGCGGCUGGGCGCCUCCCACAGGCUCCCCCACAGCAGUUCCCCUUCCCCCCCAACUAUGGUACGAAUCCAGGAAACCCCCCUACCUCCACCAGCCCUUUCUCGCAGUUGGCGCCGAACCCCGAAGUGGCAUUGGCCAAUCGUAGCAGCAUGGUGAACAGAGGGAUGAUGGGAAGCGUCGGAGGACAGUUUGGCUCCAAUAUGAACCCACAGAUACAACAGAACAUAUUCCAGUAUUCCGGAUCAGGAAUGGGUCAGCAAGGUGAGGCGGCUUUUGCCCCAUCACUCAGUCCUAGUAGUCCCUUGAUGUCCCCUCAGAUCCCUCCAUCUCAGAGCCCCAUGCUCCAGUCUGCCCCACCCACACCCGGGUAUCAGUCACCUGAUAUGAAGACCUGGCAGCAAGGAACCAUGGGAAACAACAAUGUAUAUGGCCAAGCUGGGCAGACCCAGCCCCCCUCAGCUCAGCAGGGAAUGUACAACAACAUGAGCAUCACAGUCUCCAUGGCUGGAGGAAAUGCCAGUGCCCAGAAUAUGAACCCAAUGGCUGGGCAAAUGCCAAUGAACUCAUUGCAGAUGCCUGGCAUGAACCAGCUGUGCUCUGAGCAGGUAAACGAUCCAUCUCUCAGACCCACAGGCCUUUAUUGCAACCAGCUUUCCUCUGAUCUUUUGAAAACAGAAGCAGAUGGAGCACAGGUCCAGCAGGUCCAGGUGUUUGCUGAUGUGCAGUGUACGGUCAACUUGGUGGGCGGAGACCCUUACCUGAACCAGCCUGGCCCCGUGGAUACACAGAAAGGCGCCACAGCCUCCCAGACCCCACAAACCCAGCAGAAAAGCCUUCUUCAGCAGCUACUGACUGAAUAACCCACUUUUCAAAGGAAUGUGAAAUUUAAAUAAUAAGACAUACAGAUAUAUAUAUAUAUAAAAAUAUAUAUGUAUAUUAUAUAUUUUUCUGAGAUUUUUGAUAUCUCAAAAACUUGCAGCCAUUCUUCAGCUCUUGUAGUAUAUGGAGCAAAAAAAAAAACAACCCUCCUCCCCUUUUGUUUUUUUUAAAAAAUGUUGGAUUUCAGCAAAGUGACAAGACAGAACCAUUGAGCCAAAUUUUACAGAUUAUCCUUAUUUUUAUAAUCAGUUGCUGGCUUCUUUUCCCAGAAGGAAAUUACUGAUAGGGCUGAGGGUGGGGGCGGGAAAACAAAAGGAAGGCAUCUUGCUAUGGGGAGGGGAAGAAGGAAAAGGAGCUGAAGUCUCAGUUUCAGCUGGAUCUGUCACUGAUUUGCAUCUUCAGCAAAGCAGGAAACAGGCAAAUAAUUGUGCACGCUCAUCUCUUCUUUGAGAAGGGAUGUUCCUUAGCAGUUCUUAAAACAUGUACGCCCUCGCUCACUGCUUGCCUCCCAAUUUGUUUGUGCAGUCAGCUUUUCUUAGCAAUUGUGAGUUUGUCAGUUUUAAAGAAAAAUAAUAUUAAUAAUAUUAAUAUUAAUAAUAAUAAUGAAUAUUUUGCCCCACCAUUCUUUUUCAUGUUUUAUGCUGGUAAAUAGACAGCCUCCUUAGCGACAAAGAGGCCUUUGUAGUAUAUGAACGACAGACUGAGUGGGAGUUCCUUUGAAAACUAAUAUAAUUGUUGAAAAUAAAACAUGUAAGUCAGUUGGGGGAUAAUUGCAAUAUUUUUAAGGGGAGAGGAGGAGGUGGCUCUGAAAGCAAUGCACCAAGUGCAUCCAUCCAUUUCCAUGGGAUUUGUGAGAGAGAUGCUGGGCCACACACAAUUCUUGUCAAAAUGAAAUGGAGGAGGUGCAGCAGAAGUUCAAGUAGUAGUUCUGGCCACUAUUGUAGAUUUUUUUUUUAAAAAAAGUGAUUCAAAUUGAGCAGUCAGCACUUCUGCUUUGAUUCUGUUUAACAGCCAAGGUAGCUUAAAACUAUUUAAAAUAAUACGGAUUAUGAUUAUAAUAAAAAGGCGCUUCUCUGUGGAAUGGGAGACAAGUUAAUACUUUUUCCCCCUCAGGCCUUUUAAUGUAAAUAGCUCAGACUUCUUGUAUAAAUUGGUUUCUUUCUCUUUUUAGUUGGGGGUUGCUCAUAAAUAGCAUUGCUUUUGGAAGGGGUGGGGGGACUUCUUUCUUUUCUCUGAAAUUUUGUUGAUGUGUGAAAACAAAACCGUGUAGCUUUUGUUAAAUGAAUUUGCAAGAGUUUAAAACACAAAGAGACAAAA